Nothoprocta perdicaria is the source of this 1501-nucleotide messenger RNA. It is a transcript of the gene TMEM222, whose product is annotated as transmembrane protein 222. Lineage: Eukaryota; Metazoa; Chordata; Aves; Tinamiformes; Tinamidae. The coding region runs from base 1 to 543 and encodes 180 amino acids. The transcript has 6 exons. The record is from RefSeq and is a predicted model, not a curated record.
AUGGCGGAAGCGGAGGCCAAGAUGAAGCAGUUCGGCGGCGGGGCCGGCCUGGACGCCGAGCGCGGCCGCUUCCCCUUCUGCGUCGUGUGGACGCCCAUCCCCGUCCUCACGUGGCUCUUCCCCUUCAUCGGCCACAUGGGCAUCUGCACCUCGGCGGGAGUCAUCCGGGACUUUGCCGGGCCCUACUUCGUCUCGGAAGACAACAUGGCAUUUGGGAAGCCCGUGAAGUACUGGAAGCUGGAUCCUGGCAAGGUGUACGCCAGCAGUCCCAAUGCCUGGGACACCGCCGUGCACGAUGCCUCGGAGGAGUACAAGCACCGCAUGCACAACCUUUGCUGUGAUAACUGCCAUUCUCAUGUGGCUCUGGCCUUAAACUUGAUGAGAUACGAUAACAGCACCUCCUGGAACAUGGUCAAACUCUGCUUCUUCUCACUGCUCUAUGGGAAGUACGUCAGCAUAGGGGGGUUUGUGAAGACCUGGCUUCCCUUUACCCUCUUCUUGGGGGUGAUCCUGACGGUGGUUCUGACUCUUCACUUGCGGUGAUGGCAGCUGUGAACCCCCGUUCCACGGGUGCACCAAGGAGGGAACUGUGUCCGCUUGAUCCAGCGAGAUGAAGGCACGGGACUCCGUGAGGCCUUCCCUAGGGAAAGCGGCAGCUCCACUCUGUAGUAACUGCUCUCGUCUCUGUUUCCUGGGACUGGCUUCUCCUCCUGUUUCCAUCCUGUCAGUGAUGUCUCCCAGUGUUGGCGUCCUGAAGCCUCCCUGUCUCCCCGAACAUGCCCUCCCUCUGCAUUUUAUUAGAUAGAGCUGGGAGAGGAGGAGAGGGGUGGGCACCUUUUCUUUCACUGUGAGGUUGGGCCGCGAGGCCAACGCUACCUCCUGGUUCAAGAGCACAAGCAGGUAUGUCUUGUAAGGUUCUCUCUGAUCCCCUUCUUCCUCUUGGCAGACUUUCAGAUGCUCCCUUGGAUUUCGUGAGUCUCCAAGGGCGAGAAGCUGUUUCCCAGCUGUGUGCCUCCCUGCUCGCACACGUUUCAAAGUGGAGGCUUCUCCAGCGUGUUCAGUGCCACAGCACAGGCUGACAGGCUCCCUGUAGCAGAAGGGUGUUGAUGGCUGGGCACUGCUCUGAGGAGACACGUAGAGGAGCAGUCCCUGGUAGGGCAAAUUCAUCUGGUUUUGCUCGCAAGCCCAGAACAGCAAGAAAGCAGAUUGCCUGGCUUGGGUCUGGCUCAGGGCAGCCUGCACGCUUCCAAGAGCCUGCUGCAGAAACGGGCCAAAUCCCUCUCGGCUUGUGCCAGAGAAAACAGAGCUUCCCUGCUUCCUCUGUGCUCUGAAUGCCUAAAGCUGCCGUUCUGCCUCUCACAAGCCACUGACUCUCCUUUGAACCCUGGUGCUUCAUGUGUCACAGCUAAUCUGCCAAGGUGGCGGCAGCGGGCACGUGCCAACGGGCGGGUUAAGGCCUGUUUUAAAAGCCCCCUGGCCUUGGAGAGCAGAACCCAAGUCC